This is a messenger RNA of Pedinophyceae sp. YPF-701, 2460 nucleotides long. Lineage: Eukaryota; Viridiplantae; Chlorophyta; Pedinophyceae. The record is from the annotation of a GenBank genome assembly.
AUGGUUGGAGAACACUUCGACGGGGAUGUCGGACGCGAAGCGCCUCCGCGCCUGAACUACGCGCAGCACCAGCACCACUUCGGGUCCGCUGCGCGCCGCAGGCCGGCGACGUCCCGCCCCGCCGUCGCGAUGCAAGCGGAGCCGGGCGCGGACGCUGACGAGCACAUCGCUCUGACAGCCGUCCACCGCCCUCCCGACGCCACCAUGCCGCGCACAGCGAGCCCGAACCACCACGGCCUCACAACUCGCGCCGUGGCCGCUGGCAUCGCGGUCGGCUCGAUCCUCUGCUUCAGCAACACGUACUUCGGACUCCAGACAGGCUGGGUCACCAUGGGCUCCCUGCAAUCGGCCAUUCUCGGCUUCGGCCUCUUCUCCCUUGCCGCGUCGUGUUGCAAUCGCGCCCUCGGGUUCGACGAAGCCGAGAACGUCGUCCUCCAGACGUCCGCCGUCGUCACGGCCACGAUGCCGCUCGCCGCAGGCCUCGUCUCCAUCGUCCCAGCGCUCUCCAUGCUCGAACCGGCGGACCUCCCGCACGACGGACAUGGCGCUGACGGCGGCGGCGCGGCCGCGAUCGUCUUCGGACCGGUCGGGCUCGUGCUGUGGACGGCCACGCUGUGUCUGCUGGGGGUGUUUCUGGCACCCCCCCUCCGGCAACAGGUCAUUGUCCGCGAAAAGCUACAGUUCCCUUCCGGGACGGCGACGGCGAACGUGAUCCGCGUGCUGCACUCCCACGCGCGCCGGGCCGCGGCCGCGGCGGCCGGGGCGUCUCCGGGGCCGAGUCGGGCCGGCAGCGGCGCUGCAACGCCGCAGAGACCCCCCGGGGCGUUGCCGCACGUGCGGUCCGCGGCGGUGCUCGGCGGGCCGGUGGGGCCGCCGCGCGCGGACGCGCACGACUUGCCGACGACGGCGCGGGGCGGCGAGGGCGGCGCGGGCGCCGACCCGGACAGCACGUGGCGGCUUUUGGGGAGGUGUUUUGCGGGGGGGUUCAUGUACACGGUGGCGAGCCACCUGCCGCGGCUGGGGUGGAUGCGAUCGUUCGACGUGCUGGGGUGGGUCGGCGUGGGGCGUGCGGCGGCGUGGGGGUGGGUGUUGCAGCCGUCAGCAGGGUACAUUGGUCAAGGUAUAAUCAUGGGACCUCGGACGGGGUUUUCAAUGCUUGGGGGGGCCGUGGUGGCGUGGGCGGUGGUGGGGCCGCUGGUCACAGCGGCGGGGUGGGCGCGGGGGGAUCCGGGCGACUGGAAGGAGGGUGCAGCAGGGUGGUUGCUGUGGCCGGCUAUGGCGGCAAUGCUCGGCGACACGCUCACCUCGCUGGCGAUAUUCGUGCUGAAACAGGCCGUGGCGCUGCGGCGCAGCCGCACGGACAGGUGGGGGUGUGCGCCGGACACCCCCUCCUGCUCAGCACACGUCCCAGCCCCCACACCGCGGCGGCGGCAGUCGGGCAGCUCCAAGCUGCCGGGCGAGAAGGGCGCGGACGCGCAGGCGGACGAUAGGGGCGGCGAAGUUGCGCACGUUCAUCCGGAGGUGCCGACGUGGGUGUGGGUGUCGGGACUGGCAGCGUCGACGGUGCUUUGCGUGGGAGGGCAGCACUUGCUGGUGGGGACGAAGAUCUACGAGCUCGUCGCGGCGGUGGCAUUCGGAGCGAUGGUGUCGUUGCUGGCCGUGCGCGCGCUCGGCGAGACCGACAUCAACCCUGUGUCAGGCAUCGGGAAGCUGUCGCAGCUCGUGUUCGCGGUGCUGGCGCCGGGGAACGUCGUGGCGAACCUCGCAGCUGGCGCCAUUGCGGAAGCUGCAGCGACGCAGGCGGGCGAGAUGAUGCAGGACUUCCGCGCCGCGCACCUCCUCGGAAUCGCGCCGUGGCCGCAGUUCGUCGCCAUGGCCAUCUCCUGCGUCGUGUCGGUGCCCAUCGCCUGCGCUGCGUACAGCUUGUGCACCUGGGCCUGGCAGGUGCCUGGGCCUGAGCUUCCGGCUCCGACCGCCGCGAUCUGGCUCGGCAUGGCGCGGCUGCUCUCCGGCGGCGCGAUGCCGACGGGCGCCGCCACCGCGGCGUUGAUCGCCGGCGUCCUCGGGAGUGUCAACCAGCUUGCGCACUCUGCCGCCGCCGACGCCGCGGCCGACGCAGCCGAUCGCGGCACGGCCGGGCUCCCGGCAGCCGAAGGCUCCCUUGACGCGUGGGGUAUGCCGGGCGUGCGGGUCCCGACACCACUCGCGCGCACGUGCGCAACCUGGCUGCCCAGCGGAGUGGGUGCGGCGGCGGGGGCGUACCUUCCGGCGCGCUUCACGAUUCCGCGCGUCAUCGGUGCAGCGAUGGUGUUUCUGCGGUCGCGCGAACGGGGGCCGCUGAGAGCGCUCGGGGACCAGGCCGUGCUGGUGCUGGCGUCGGGGCUGGUGCUGGGGGAGGGCAUCGGGGCGCUGGUCGUGGCGGUGGGGCGCGCCGCGACAGGAAACGCCGACGGUGCGUGA